AUGACAGAUGCUUGGUCUGAUAGAAAGAGAAGAAGCAUUAUGAAUUUAUGUGUAAAUUCAAGAAUGGGUACCGUUUUUAUAUCAUCAAAAGAAUGUUCCAAUGAAUCACAUACAAGUCAGUACAUAUAUGAUUAUGUGGAAUCUUGCAUUCAACAAGUUGGUCCUGAUCAUGUUGUUCAAGUUGUGACCGAUAAUGCCACAAAUAACAUGGGAGCUGCAAAGUUACUACAAGAGAAAAGACCAACUAUUUUUUGGACAUCAUGUGCGAAACACACAAUUAACCUUAUGCUCAAAGGUAUCAGUGGACUUCCAAGGUUCAAGAAAGUCUUAGAUCAAGCAAAGAAAUUAACCAUCUUCAUUUAUGCUCACCACAAAACUUUGGCUAUGAUGAGAAACCACACCAAGAAAAGAGAAAUUAUCCGACCGGGAGUCACGAGAUUUGCUUCCGCCUUUCUAACAUUACAAAGUUUAUCCGAAAAGAAGGAGCAACUGAAAAAUAUGUUCUCUAGUAAUGAGUGGGUCGAGGAAUGCAAAUUUUCUGGAACACCUAAAGGAAGAGCCUCAUAUGGAACAGUGACAAGUCUUCAAUUUUGGGCUGGUGUGACACAAUGUUUAAAAGUGUUUUCCCCUUUGGUGAAAGUCCUUCGAAUGGUUGACGCGGAUUGGAAGCCCUCAAUGGGUUUUGUUUAUGGGGAGCUUAAAGUAGCAAAAGAAGAAAUUGUGAAAGCUUUGGGUGGUAACGAGAAAGCUUACAAGCCUAUUAUAGAUAUCAUAAACCACAAGAUGAAAGGUAGGCUAGAUUCAAAAUUACAUUUGACGACUUAUCUUUUGAAUCCUUAUUAUCAUUAUAAGGAUUCCCAACUCCAACAUGAUCCCAACGUAAUGGAUGCGGUUCUUGAAUUUUUUGAUACAUUACUUUGUGGAGAUUUUGAGAUGCAAAGACAAGUUGUGAUGAUAGAUUUGCCAAAAUACAAGGAAAAAGUUGAUAGAUUUGGAGCGGAUCUUGCAAUUAAAGGUUGUCUGCAAGAUGGUGGGGACUUUUUGGUACAUACAAAGAAACGUAAUAGAUUGGAGACAAAUAGAUUGAACAAUCUUGUUUAUGUUCAAUUCAAUGCUAAUCUAAUGGAAAAAAACAAAAAGAGAAAAGAUAGGACUUUGGAAGUGCUUUUAGCAAAUGAUUCUCAUGCAGCUCAAGAAUGGAUGAUAGAUGGAGAUGACGGUGAUGGAGAUGAAGUUGACCCCGAAUCAUUGAUGGAAGCAAUUGAUGAAGCUCUCGGGACUAAUAAUAAUCAAGUACCCCAUAAAAGUUCAACACCGAGAGAGCUUUUUGAUGAAGAUUUUGAAUCUGACAAUGAGGAGCAAAUGUUUGAAGAAGAUGAAUAUGAGUCGGAUGGAGUUAAAAUAGUGGAAGAACUUGAAGAUUAA
Molecule: messenger RNA, 1425 nt
Organism: Lactuca sativa (garden lettuce)
Lineage: Eukaryota; Viridiplantae; Streptophyta; Magnoliopsida; Asterales; Asteraceae
Source: RefSeq, a predicted model, not a curated record